AUGCUGACCCGCCUGUUCAGCGAGCCCGGCCUGCUCUCGGACGUGCCCAAGUUCGCCAGCUGGGGCGACGGCGACGACGACGAGCCGAGGAGCGACAAGGGCGACGCGCCGCCGCCGCCGCCGCCGGGGCCGGGCGCUCCGGGGCCCGCGCGGGCCGCCAAGCCGGGGCCUCUGCGGGCCGAGGAGGCGCCGGACGCCGCGCUGGCCGAGGUCAAGGAGGAAGGCGAGCUGGCGGGCGAGGAGGAGGAGGACGAGGAGGAGGAAGAAGGGCUGGAGGAGGCCGAGGGCGAGCGGCCCAAGAAGCGCGGGCCCAAGAAGCGCAAGAUGACCAAGGCGCGCCUGGAGCGCUCCAAGCUGCGGCGGCAGAAGGCGAACGCGCGCGAGCGGAACCGCAUGCACGACCUGAACGCGGCGCUGGACAACCUGCGCAAGGUGGUGCCCUGCUACUCCAAGACGCAGAAGCUGUCCAAGAUCGAGACGCUGCGCCUGGCCAAGAACUACAUCUGGGCGCUCUCGGAGAUCCUGCGCUCGGGCAAGCGCCCCGACCUGGUGUCCUACGUGCAGACGCUGUGCAAGGGCCUGUCGCAGCCCACCACCAACCUGGUGGCCGGCUGCCUGCAGCUCAACUCGCGCAACUUCCUCACGGAGCAGGGCGCGGACGGCGCGGGCCGCUUCCACGGCUCCGGGGGCCCGUUCGCCAUGCACCCCUACCCGUACCCCUGCUCGCGCCUGGCGGGCGCGCAGUGCCAGGCGGCGGGCGGCCUGGGCGGCGGCGCGGCGCACGCCCUGCGGACCCACGGCUACUGCGCCGCCGCCUACGAGACGCUGUACGCGGCGGCGGGCGGCGGCGGCGGCGCGAGCCCGGACUACACCAGCUCCGAGUACGAGGGCCCGCUCAGCCCGCCGCUCUGCCUCAACGGCAACUUCUCGCUCAAGCAGGACUCGUCGCCCGACCACGAGAAGAGCUACCACUACUCUAUGCACUACUCCGCGCUGCCCGGCUCGCGGCCCGCGGGCCACGGGCUGGUCUUCGGCGCGUCCGCCGUGCGCGGGGGCGUCCACUCGGAGAAUCUCCUGUCCUACGAUAUGCACCUGCACCACGACCGGGGCCCCAUGUACGAGGAGCUCAACGCGUUUUUCCAUAACUGA
Pipistrellus nathusii (Nathusius's pipistrelle) is the source of this 1149-nucleotide messenger RNA. NCBI's taxonomy places the organism in Eukaryota, Metazoa, Chordata, Mammalia, Chiroptera, Vespertilionidae. The record is from the annotation of a GenBank genome assembly.